Humulus lupulus (European hop) is the source of this 1332-nucleotide messenger RNA. RefSeq lists its product as uncharacterized. Bases 1 to 1332 code for a protein of 443 amino acids. Gene Ontology annotation, molecular function: zinc ion binding. The transcript is spliced from 2 exons. Lineage: Eukaryota; Viridiplantae; Streptophyta; Magnoliopsida; Rosales; Cannabaceae. The record is from RefSeq and is a predicted model, not a curated record.
AUGAGUUUAUCAUAUGGAGUUCAUAUGAGCUAUGCUAAAGCUUGGAGGUGUCGAGAGCAUGCAUUGGCUUACAUAAGAGGUACACCAGAAUCAUCAUUUCAUAAACUUCCCUCAUUUCUAUACAUGAUGGAGCGAAAAAAUCCUGGAACUGUUACUCAUUUGCAGAUGGACAAUGAAGGUAGGUUCAAAUAUUGCUUCAUGGCCUUAGGUGUUUCUAUAAUGGGGUUUAAAACAUAUAUUCGCCCAGUUAUAUGUGUAGAUGGAACCUUCUUGACUACUCGGUGUGGAGGUACUUUGUUAUGUGCCAUGGGACAAGAUGCUAACAAGCAAAUAUAUCUAAUUGCAUUUUCAGUAGUUGACUCAGAGAAUAAUGACUCAUGGUUGUAUUUUCUACUAAGGUUGAAGGAAGCGAUUGGUGAAGUGGAGAAUCUAGUAUUCGUGUCUGAUAGACAUACUAGUAUAGCAAGUUCCUUUACUAAAAAAUUUCCUGAGGCACACCACGGUGCUUGUAUACAUCAUGUUAGCAUGAAUAUCUAUGCGAAGUUCAAAACUGACCAUUGCCAUGAAGAAUUCAUCCUUGCAGCGAAAGCUUAUAGAAAGCGAGAGUUUUUACGCCAUUUUGAGAAGAUUAAAUUCAAAGAUCUUGCAAUUGCUCAAUACUUAGAGAAUCAAGUGGGUUUUGAAAAGUGGGCUCGUUCUUUCUUUCCUGGUCAUCGAUAUAAUUUAAUGACUACAGGUAUUGCCGAAAGCUGGAACAAUGUCAUUGCUGAGGCACGUGGGUGGCCAAUUACUUGUCUCAUGGAAUUUAUGAGGCACACUUUACAAAAAUGGUUUUUCGAGCGUCGAACUGCAGCAUUAGCGGCUACAAGUCCUCUUGCCACAGAAGUGGAAGCUGAUUUUCAGUAUGAAAUAACAGUAUUGGAUGGUGAUCUUGAUGGAGAUGUCGACCUGAGGAGGAAAACAUGUAGUUGUAGAAGAUUUGAUUUGACAGGUCUUCCUUGUGAACACGCUCUAGCUGGUGCUCGAGAUCGUGGCAUUAGUCCAUAUAGUUUAUGCUCCAGAUUCUACACAGUUGAAGCGUGGUUGUCAUCCUAUGGUGGAUCUGUAUAUACGUUGGGUAAUGAAGAAUCUUGGGUGAUACCAAAUGACAUAGGAAGUAUGAUGAUAGCUCCUCCUUUAGUGAAGCAGAAGGCUGGUCGUCCAAAGAAGAAACGACAUUUAUCAAAGGGUGAGAAGAAUAGCAAACAACAUAGAUGUAGUAGAUUUGGUGUCCUGGGCCACAAUCGAGUGACGUGCACCACUGUUUGUCCCCCGCCGUCUAGACAUGCUUAG